CAAAACCAUACGAACGCUCACUGUAAUAUGAGUAAUGCUAUUAACCAAAAUGGUACAGGUCUAGAACAGCAGUUUGCUGGUCUGGACUUGCAGCAGAAGCAGCAGCAACUUGGCGGCGGCGGAGGCAGCAACCCAGAAUCCGGAAAUCCUAAGCAUCCGGCCGGGCGGUACGUUCCACCGCAAUUGCGAGAAUGUGCUGAUAGUGGCGGCGACUUUCAACCUUCUGAAUCCGGUGCCGGCGGUAUACCUGUAAGCGGCGGCGGCGGUAUCGGAGGUGGAGGUGGCAGACGAGGAUUCGGUGGAGAUUCGAACCGGAAUCGUGGUGGCGGCGGUGGUGACUACGGACGCUACGGCGAUCGUGACUAUCGCGGAGGUGACUACAAUAGACGUAGCGGCGGAGGCGGCGGUGGAGGUGGCCGCUAUCAAAACGAUCGACGCGGCGGCGAUUAUGGCAACUAUGGUCGAGGCGGUGGCGACCGGGGCUACAACAAUGGGCGCGACGGUGGCGGCUACCGCGGAGACGGAGGCUAUCAGAAUUCUGAAGGUUACGGAGGCGAUCGCCGGGACAACUGGCCGGCGUACGGUGGCGCUCGUGGUGGUCCGGCUGGCGGACCUCCGGCCGGUGGCCGUGAUAGGCCAAUGGAUGGGCCACCACCACAAAACGAUCGCUGGCAGGAGCCGGGACCGGCGAUGGGUCCGCCGGGACCGGGCAGUGUCGGUAGCGGUGGCGGAACAGGACCCGGCGAGGGUGGAGGCGCCGGUGGUCGAUCGUUCUACGAUCGGGGAGCGAAUGGCGGAGGAGGAGGCCGUUGGACGAGUGGUUCCGAUCGGCGCGACGGUCGGGGAGGUGGCGGAGGAGGUAGUGGCGGCGGAGGAUACGGAUCCGGACGUGGUCAGAUCGACUACACGAUCCUUACCGAGCGGGACGAGCGUCUGGAGGCGGAGCUGUUCAAACACGGCAACACCGGUAUCAAUUUCAGCAAGUACGAAGAUAUUCCCGUGGAGGCGACGGGCGAUGACGUGCCGGGGCACAUCAGCAGCUUCGACGACAUUGAGCUGACAGAGAUUAUCGAGAAUAACAUAAAGCUGGCACGCUACGACAAACCGACACCGGUGCAGAAGUACGCUAUACCGAUCAUUCUGUCCGGGCGCGAUUUGAUGGCAUGCGCCCAGACGGGAUCCGGCAAGACGGCCGCAUUCCUGGUGCCGAUCCUGAACCAGAUGUACAAGCAUGGUGCCGCGGCCCCACCACCCAACCGGCCGAUGAACCGGCGCAAGCAGUACCCACUGGGGCUGGUGCUGGCGCCUACCCGUGAAUUGGCCACUCAAAUUUUUGAAGAGUCGAAAAAGUUCUGCUAUCGGUCGCGUAUGCGCCCGGCCGUACUGUACGGCGGUAAUAAUACGCAGGAUCAGAUACGCGAUCUCGAGCGGGGCUGUCACUUGAUCGUGGCCACGCCCGGUCGGUUGGAGGACAUGAUUGGACGCGGUAAGGUCGGGUUGGAUAACAUCCGGUUCCUGGUGUUGGACGAAGCCGAUCGCAUGCUGGACAUGGGUUUCGAGCCCCAGAUUCGGCGCAUCGUCGAGGAAAGCCGAAUGCCGGUGACGGGCGAACGUCAAACGCUCAUGUUUUCGGCCACCUUCCCGAAAGCUAUCCAGGAGCUGGCGAGCGAUUUCCUGUAUCGCUACAUUUUCCUCGCUGUGGGACGCGUCGGUUCGACCUCGGUCAACAUUACGCAGACGAUCUUCUGGGUGGAGGAAAACAUCAAGCGUUCGCAUCUGCUCGAUCUGCUGUCGAACAUUACGGCACAGAAUGACGAGGACGCCGAAAAUUGUCUGACGCUGAUCUUUGUCGAGACAAAGAAGGCCGCCGAUUCGCUGGAGGAGUUCCUGUACAACCACAGCUACCCGGUCACGAGCAUCCACGGCGAUCGUACGCAGUCCGAGCGUGAGGAAGCGCUCCGCCUGUUCCGUUGUGGUCGCUGCCCGAUUCUGGUCGCGACAGCGGUAGCCGCCCGUGGUUUGGACAUUCCGAACGUGAAGCAGGUGAUCAACUUCGAUUUGCCGGCCGAGGUGGAGGAGUACGUGCAUCGUAUCGGUCGUACCGGCCGUAUGGGCAAUCUCGGAACGGCAACGUCCUUCUUUAAUGAGAAAAACCGUAACGUUGCGAACGGGCUGGUGCGGCUGCUCGCCGAAACGGGUCAAGAAAUUCCUGGCUUUCUGGAGGAUAUGACCAACAGCCGCGGGUAUGGUGGAAGCCGCCGCGGAAGGGUACAACGAGGUGGUGGUGGAUCAACGUUCGGAUCACGAGAUUAUCGUCAGCAGAACAAUGCCCGCUCGGGUGGUGGACCGCGCGAUCAUCGUCAGAUGGGUGGAGGCGGCGGUGGUGGUUCCCGUGGGUACGGUGGUGGUGGCGGCGGCGGCGGUGGUGGUGGCGGUGGAUACGGUGAACGGGAUGACGGUUAUGGACGCAACGGCAUUGGUGGUGGAAGCUAUGGCGGAAGCUACAGCAACAACGAUGGAGGCAACGGUGUCGACUGGUGGGGCGAUGGUUACUGA
Anopheles marshallii is the source of this 2556-nucleotide messenger RNA. It is a transcript of the gene bel, whose product is annotated as ATP-dependent RNA helicase bel. Gene Ontology annotation, molecular function: RNA helicase activity; ATP binding; RNA binding. The transcript is spliced from 3 exons. Gene Ontology annotation, cellular component: nucleus; P granule. NCBI's taxonomy places the organism in Eukaryota, Metazoa, Arthropoda, Insecta, Diptera, Culicidae. The record is from RefSeq and is a predicted model, not a curated record. Gene Ontology annotation, biological process: gamete generation; cell differentiation. The coding region runs from base 28 to 2556 and encodes 842 amino acids.